CACAAAACUGUGGGAAGAAAGAAAAAGGGGUGAGAGUAGCAACACUCUAGAGAAUAAACUGCGCCUGUUCUGAGAAAAAAUCAAGAACCCCAUUUCAUACUAGGGGAAAAAGAUAAGAUCUUUGGCUGUUCAUUGGAAUUAUCUUAGGAAAAUCAUUGAAUCUUUCAACAAAAAUCUCAUCUUUUUUCAGUUUUUGGGAGUUCUCUGCUUCAAAAGAAGGGUCUUUGAAGAUAAUCUGGUACUGUAUCUAAGCAUAGAUCUUGAGAUAGAACAAAAAGGUAUGGAUAAGUUACAGUGGGGAAACAGAAAAAGACUAAGGUGUUUCAAGGUGAAAGAUUCAACUUCAAAUGGGAAAUCUGAUGGUGGUGUUGUAGUGAAGAAGAAAAUCACAUCUCGAGUUGUUGAUAAUACCAAGGAAUCUACUCUUCUUCCUCCUAUUUCUUCUCCUCAUCGUCUUAACAGGGAUCUAGGUGUGAAUAGAUCUAACGCGAAUGAGCAUCGUAAGACAUCAGUGUCAUCCCCCGAGAAGGAGGACCGAUAUUAUACAACGAGAGGGUCGGUAGGUGUAGAUGAUAGUAACAAGUUGUUCAUUGAUUCAAGGGAGGAAAAGAAAAAGAUGGUUUGGCCAAAAUUGCUUAUCACAUUGUCAAGUAAAGAAAAAGAACAAGAUUUUAUGGCCAUGAAAGGUUGCAAACUUCCUCAAAGGCCUAAGAAGAGGGCCAAAUUGAUACAAAGAACCGUACUUUUGGUGCAACCAGGGACAUGGUUGCAAGACUUGUGCCAAGAAAGGUAUGAAGUGAGGGAGAAGAAGACCUCUAAGAAGAAACCAAGAGGAUUAAAGGCUACGGGAAGCAUGGAAAGUGAUUCAGAAUAAAAUCUGGUGAAGAUGAGUGAGGAAACAAGGACAGAGCCAGAGACAGCCAGAUAGAUUUUUGGGAAUUCUUUUGGAAAUAGUUGCAGUUGAAGAUGGGCAAAGAUAGAAACUUUUGAUUUUAUUUUGGUGGCAGAGAGAGAAGAUGAGGAAAGCAAAUCUGAAAAUGAUGUAAUUUUUGGCAUAUUAUUCCUAAUAAUUUAAUCUCAUCUUGAAAAAUGAAUACUUCUUUUUAGGCCGCCUUAAUCUUUAUGCGUA
Molecule: messenger RNA, 1129 nt
Organism: Nicotiana tabacum (common tobacco)
Lineage: Eukaryota; Viridiplantae; Streptophyta; Magnoliopsida; Solanales; Solanaceae
Source: RefSeq, a predicted model, not a curated record